Messenger RNA from Cladophialophora psammophila CBS 110553, 903 nucleotides. Its product is annotated as 60S ribosomal protein L5. Gene Ontology annotation, molecular function: structural constituent of ribosome; 5S rRNA binding. The record is from RefSeq and is a predicted model, not a curated record. Gene Ontology annotation, cellular component: ribosome; cytosolic large ribosomal subunit. NCBI's taxonomy places the organism in Eukaryota, Fungi, Ascomycota, Eurotiomycetes, Chaetothyriales, Herpotrichiellaceae. Gene Ontology annotation, biological process: translation; ribosomal large subunit assembly. The coding region runs from base 1 to 903 and encodes 300 amino acids. The transcript has 3 exons.
AUGCCUUUCACCAAGCUUGUCAAGAACUCCCCCUACUACUCUCGCUACCAGACCAAGUACAAGCGUAGACGAGCUGGCAAGACCGACUACUAUGCUCGCAAGCGCUUGAUCUCUCAGGCCAAGAACAAGUACAACGCCCCCAAGUACCGCCUUGUCGUUCGCUUCACAAACCGCGACAUCAUCUGCCAAUUGGUCACCGCGGAAAUCACCGGUGACAAGGUCUUUGUUGCGGCCUACUCGCACGAACUCAAGAGAUACGGUAUCAACAAUGGCUUGACCAAUUGGUCUGCCGCCUACGCUACUGGAUUGCUGUUGGCUCGCCGCGCUCUCAAGAAGUUGGAUUUGGACGAGCAGUUUACCGGCGUGGAAGAGCCAGAUGGAGAAUACAAACUCACCGAGGCCGCUGAGGAGGAUGGAGAGGAACGUCGUCCCUUCAAAUGCUUCCUUGAUGUGGGGUUGCAUCGUACCUCUACUGGCGCUCGCGUUUUCGGUGCCAUGAAAGGAGCUUCUGACGGUGGGUUGUACGUUCCCCACAAUGAGAAGCGAUUCCCGGGUUACGACCAGGAGAGCAAGGACUUGGACAGCGACGUCCUGCGCAAGUACAUCUUCGGCGGCCACGUCGCGGAGUACAUGGAGACUCUUGCUGAUGACGAUGAAGAGCGCUACAAGUCUCAAUUCGUCAAGUACAUUGAAGCCGAGGUCGAGGCGGAUGGACUUGAGGAGAUGUACUCUGAGGCCCAUGCUGCCAUUCGUGAAGAUCCUUUCAAGAAGGAUGAGGAGGAAGGCGACAAGAAGUCCAAGGAAGAGUGGAAGGCCGAAGGCAAGAAAUACAAAGUGGCCAAGAUGUCCAAGGAGGAGAAGGACCGCCGGAUCAAGGAGAAGAUUGCGGCUCUUGCUUCUUGA